CAGCCAAACCCUUGAGUAAAUUAAAAAAAAAAAAAAAACAUUCAAAACCUCUCUCACCACACGGCAGAAAACUUGAAGUAUUUGCUUUCAACGAAACACAGAAUUCUCUGAUUAUUUCGUCCUAUCAAAAAAUCAAACGUCCAAUUCGUUACUCAGAGAGAAAAGGGAGUGAGAGAGAGGAGAAGGGAAAAUAAGUAUAAUAGAGGAGAAUAACUAGUAAACCAAGGGUUGCCAAGAAAUUUGAGUAAAACCCAAAAAGCUAUCGAAAGCUCCCAAACUGCACAAGGAGAAUAAUCGUCCGAAGAGAGAGGAAAGAGAGAGGAAAGAGAGAGAGAAAUCGCUGAUCAUUUCGCCCUCCCAGAAAAUCAACCAUCAAAUUUCAGGUGGAAAACAAUUCGCCGAGAUUAGCCGAAGUUCGAAUUGGCAGAAUCUAAAUUUAUCGCAACGGAAAAGGCUUCAAAGAAAAGCUUUUUGCCUUAAAGUGAUUUUUAGUCUGAAACUGAACCGUUCCGAAAUCUAAACACCCAAUCGAUUCCAAUUUCCUAACAGGGAACAAAGGGAAGUUCAGUUUUUAGUUGAAGUGAGGAGCUUUAAUCUCUCCAAAACAUCUGUUCAAGCAGCUUUUAAAAAAUCUGUCCAGAAAAAAUCGGAAAGCCUUCCAAUUUCGUCCUGAAAACUUUAUAGCCUGUCUGUCUCUUCUGACUUCGUGGAACGUAAUCUUCACCCUUUUCCAGGUCCGCACCACAAUCCCAUCACAAUGCAAACCAGUAGCCGAGUGGAACCCACCACAGCCGAAUUGGCUGAGAGUCGAAAACUUCUUCACCGCAUACUACUGGAUCUGUUGAUCGUCAUUGUCCUCGUCAUACCCAUUGCUGUGUGUGAAUUUGCCAUCGAACCAUUUCGUCGGGGAUUCUUUUGCGAUGAUGAAACCAUACGUUAUCCCUUCAAGGAUAAUACAAUUACUCCUGUGCUGUUGGGUGUAAUUCUGGCGGUGCCUACCUUCCUUAUCAUUGGCAUCGGGGAGUAUGUGAGGCAGUAUAAAAAGGGCACCAUUAGUAAUACCAGAUAUCUCUGGGGUUGCCGCAUACCCAUUUGGUAUUGUAAUAUUUUCAAACAAUUGGUCUAUUUUGCUUUUGGUCUCCUGUUGACCUUUGAUGCCACGGAAUUGGGUAAAUACACCAUUGGCCGGUUGAGGCCUCAUUUCAUGGCCGUUUGCCAGCCCCAGUUCUCGGAUGGUUCAACGUGUGCGGAUUCCUUCAAUCAACAUCGUUAUGUGGAGAAUUAUUUUUGCCUGGGCACGGGUUUUACAGCAGCCGAUGUGCGUCAGGCCCGUCUCUCCUUCCCCAGUGGCCAUUCCAGUUUGGUAGUCUAUAGCAUGGUUUAUGUUGCUCUGUAUCUGCAAAAACGCAUGCACUGGCGCAGAUCGGAUUUGACCAGACAUUUCAUUCAAUUCACCCUAAUUAUGGUGGCCUGGUUUACGGCCCUCAGCCGCAUCAUGGACAAUUGGCAUCAUUGGUCCGAUGUCCUGUGUGGCUCUCUGAUUGGCAUUGUGGCAGCUUUAAUUACCGCCAAUUAUAUUAGUAAGUUUUUCAAAAAGCCCCACUCCGAGUUGGCCACGUUGCGACUUAGCGGUGGUCUGGCCAGGCAGGAUACCUCGGCCACACUCAAUGAGGUGUUGGCCCAUACUCCACCGCCUUAUACCAUAGACUCAGAGGCAGCAGCGGCGCCGGAUUUUACAAAUGAUCAAUACUGCACCAAGGUGUAAGGGGUCCUUGGCGGAAUCGAGCUUUAAGGCUUUGUAAAUAUGUUAAAUUUUUGUUAAAUGAAAAAAUAUAGUAGCUAAGCUUAAGUUAUGCACAAAACGAAAAACGAAGAGCUUUUACACCAAACAAACAAACACUCACACACACACAAUCACAUUCCAGCUGUUUAAUGCAGAACACAUGUCUCAUAGUAUUAUUAAGUUUUAAGAUGCCUUGUUUUAUUUUUAAGUUUUUAAAAACAAAAUAGUAAUAAAAAAACAU
Musca domestica (house fly) is the source of this 2024-nucleotide messenger RNA. Its product is annotated as putative phosphatidate phosphatase. Gene Ontology annotation, molecular function: phosphatidate phosphatase activity. The record is from RefSeq and is a predicted model, not a curated record. Bases 758 to 1765 code for a protein of 335 amino acids. Gene Ontology annotation, biological process: phospholipid metabolic process; signal transduction; phospholipid dephosphorylation. The transcript has a single exon. Lineage: Eukaryota; Metazoa; Arthropoda; Insecta; Diptera; Muscidae.